Molecule: messenger RNA, 2289 nt
Organism: Suillus fuscotomentosus
Lineage: Eukaryota; Fungi; Basidiomycota; Agaricomycetes; Boletales; Suillaceae
Product: glycoside hydrolase family 55 protein
Exons: 22
Coding region: 1-2289 (762 amino acids)
Molecular function (GO): polygalacturonase activity
Source: RefSeq, a predicted model, not a curated record
AUGUCGCAUUACUCAAAGUCUCUCCUGUUGAGUUCACUGUUAGCGUUAUCUACUCUUGUCUCAGGGUUGGGCAGAUCCUGCUCAGCACCGUUGGGUGGUGGAACAGCGGCUCCAAGUGAUCCGUAUUGGCUUCAGACUAUCAAGCAUCAAGGAACUUCGGCUUUCAACUCGGACCCCAGUUCUUACCAGGUUUUCAGGAAUGUCAAGGAUUUUGGAGCCAAGGGCGAUGGUAUCACCGACGAUACUGCUGCUAUCAACUCGGCCAUGUCCUCCGGUGGACGUUGCGGCGGCGGAUCUUGUAAUUCUUCCACUGUUACUCCUGCCAUCGUGUAUUUCCCUACGGGGACUUACCUCGUCUCCUCGGCGAUUGAGACGUACUAUUACACGCAGAUUAUUGGGGAUGCAAAGAAACCCCCAACCCUCCUUGCCAGCUCGUCUUUCAAUGGAUUUGCAGUCAUCGAUGCUGAUCCUUACAUUCCCGAUGGUUGGGGUGCUCAAUGGUUCACUAACCAGAACAACUUCUAUCGUUCCGUUCGCAACUUGAUAAUUGACCUUAGGCAAAUCCCUGCAUCAACUUCUGCAAUUGGUUUGCACUGGCAGGUUUCGCAGGGCACUUCGCUCAUCAAUAUUGUGGUCGAGAUGUCCACCGCUUCUGAUAACAACCACCAAGGAAUGUUCAUGGAGAAUGGGAGUGGCGGUUUCAUGGGAGACAUUAUGUUCAACGGAGGAAAGUACGGUAUUCAAGUUGGUAACCAACAAUUUACGGUCCGUAAUCUGACCGUCAACAAUGCCGCAACUGCUGUCUCUGGCAUCUGGAAUUGGGGAUUCACGUUUCAAGGAGUCACGAUCAAUAAUUGCAAAAUCGGCUUUGAUUUGGCGACCGGUGGAACGUCAAAAAGCAAUCAGACCGUCGGUUCAGAGGCUAUCAUCGAUGCAGUUGUGACCAAUACCUCCAUUUUCGUUCGCUCUUCGGUAGCGAGCAAUGGUCAACUGGCUGGCUCCCUCGUUCUCAACAACAUCAAGCUGAGCAAUGUUCCCACCGCAGUUGCAGUUCUCGCUGGUGGUACGACGACAAUCGCUUCCUGGGGUCAAGGAAAUGUGUAUUCCGGAACCAGUGGGUCCAAGACAUUUACACAGGGAAACAUCGUCUCUGCAAAUAAGCCCUCCGUACUUUUGGAUAGCGCUGGACGAAUCUUCGGAAAGGCUCAUCCUCAGUACGAGAACUAUGCUGUCAGUCAAUUCAUCAGCAUCAAGAGCCAGGGUGCAAAAGGCGACGGCCACACAGAUGACACUACCGCUAUUCAAAACGCUCUUGAUGAGUACGCUGGAUGCAAGAUCAUCUUCUUCGAUGCCGGAACGUAUUAUGUGACCGAUACCAUCACCAUCCCCGCUGGAGCUCAGAUCGUCGGUGAAGCCUGGUCAGUCAUCAUGGCUGGUGGGAGUGCUUUCAGCGAUCAGAAGAACCCUCGUGUGGUUAUUCAAGCAGGCGCAGCAAAUUCUCAAGGUGUCCUGGAGAUAAGCGAUAUGGUCUUCACCACUGCAGGCCCUACUGCCGGUGCCAUCAUGAUCGAGUGGAACGUGCAUGAUCCAUCUGGUCAGCAAGCAGCGGCAGGAAUGUGGGACAGCCAUAUUAGGUUGUAUUCACAAUGUCCCCCAGGCUCUGUCAAUAGCGCCUGUCAAGCUGCUUUCCUUGGGAUGCAUUUGACUUCUGGAUCGAGUGCAUACCUUGAAGGCACAUGGGUCUGGACCGCCGACCACGACCUUGAUACUUCCGGCUCCUCUAAUAUCUCGAUCUUUACUGGUCGCGGGAUUCUUUCCGAGUCUCGUGGCCCAGUAUGGCUUAUUGGCACAUCUGAACACGCUGUGCUGUACCAGUAUAGCCUGGUGAACGCUCAGAACCACUAUAUUGGCUUUGCCCAGACUGAAACGCCGUAUUACCAACCCUCUCCGGCUGCUCCAGCACCUUAUAACACUGUCUCGACCUACAAUGACCCUACCUUUUCGAGUUCGAUCGACAUGGCCUGGGGAAUGUACAUUCAGUCUUCGAACAACAUCAUCAUAUUUGGAGCGGGCUUCUAUAGUUUCUUCCGGAACUAUAGCCAGGACUGUUUGACCACCAACACUUGCCAACCACAAAUUUUCAACGUCGACUCCGCGUCAAACGUCACUGCAUACAGUGUGUCAACCAUAGGUACUACAUACCAGCUCAGCGUGUCACAGGAUGGGGUCAUCCGCUCCAGCGAUAAUGCCGAUGGGUUCCAAGAGACUUUCACAGCUUGGAGCAAGUAG